Suillus plorans is the source of this 849-nucleotide messenger RNA. RefSeq names its product dynactin, subunit p25. The coding region runs from base 1 to 567 and encodes 188 amino acids. The transcript is spliced from 5 exons. NCBI's taxonomy places the organism in Eukaryota, Fungi, Basidiomycota, Agaricomycetes, Boletales, Suillaceae. The record is from RefSeq and is a predicted model, not a curated record.
AUGGACGUGCCAGUGUAUUAUUCUAAAGCUGAGUUCAUCGAAACUGACACAGGAAACAAAGUCUCUCGAAGAGCCACCAUAGCUGGACCUCAGAACAUCAUUCUCGGAGGAAAGACUAUUAUUUCCAGCGGUGCAAUCAUUCGGGGAGAUCUUCGCAGAACAGGUCCUGGUCAUGCCGUCGUCAUUUCCCUUGGGAGGUACUGCCUUGUCGGCGAGGGUUGCGUUAUGAGGCCACCAUACAAGACGUAUCGCGGAAAUUUCAAUUACUACCCAAUGAAGAUUGGGGACUAUGUUCACGUUGGUGCGAACACCGUCGUCGAAGCCGCGACGAUUGGGAACCAUGUUGUGAUCGGGAAGAAUUGUGUUAUUGGAAAGUUUACGAUCAUCAAAGAUUGCGCGCAGGUCGCGGACAACACUGUCAUUCCUCCCAACACCGUUAUUCCAGCUCUGGCACUAUUUUCUGGCUCGCCAGGUCGCUUUAUCGAAGAUUUACCGGAGUCGACACAAGAGAUGGUCGAAUCCCAGACAAAGCAGUACUACAGUCGUUUCCAGCCUUUAGAGCGAUGAUCAGACAUCGUGACUUACUAGGCUUAGCCCACUUACCAUCACUUGUAUUAUCAGAUCAUCAUACUUAUCAUAUGUCACCUCUGGGCAGUCACGGUAUUUUGCAUUGCAACCUAUCCGACGUCUGCCUGAUCUACACACAUCUCGGUUACGCUGUUCGUUUCCUUCUCUUCCAUGGCCCUCGUCGACACUGCCUCCGGCUCGAAUUCCUUCCUACCCGCUCCCACAAGUUGAAGUAACAUCAGUGUGUACGCAUCUCAUACCGCUUCUACAAAACCUUUCCUU